Molecule: messenger RNA, 4527 nt
Organism: Hydractinia symbiolongicarpus
Lineage: Eukaryota; Metazoa; Cnidaria; Hydrozoa; Anthoathecata; Hydractiniidae
Product: olfactory receptor 14I1-like
Exons: 1
Coding region: 223-1050 (275 amino acids)
Biological process (GO): G protein-coupled receptor signaling pathway
Cellular component (GO): membrane
Molecular function (GO): G protein-coupled receptor activity
Source: RefSeq, a predicted model, not a curated record
UUUCAAAAAAAUACGCAAUCAGCAAUUUGCGUGUAACGUUUAAUUGGUUUAUAUAUGUGCUUUUCAUCUGUUUAAGAUUUCUUCCUCUAUGUAUUGACCUUGUGUAUUGACUUGGAAAAACUUGUAGAUUAGUUCACACGCCGUAAACAGAAAUCAUUUUUAGAACUAUUUUAUGUAGGUUAAGAAUAUUAAUAAAAGAUAGCACGUAGAUUUGGAUUGAGUAUGGUUGCGAUAACAUGUUUGUAUAUUUUCGGCAUCGCUGUGGCAAUUCUUGCUGUCAUAGCACACAUUAUUGGGCUCUGGAUUCUCUUUUCCAUCAAGGCUGGUCACACUAACCAGAAUAUAAUCAUGAAGAACUUUUCGGUAUUUUCUCUCAUCUCGUGUGCGAUGCUUUUGUUUCGAGGAAUUUAUGUAUACGUGCACCACAAGGAGCAGUUGAAGACAGCGCAACUUUACGAAGUUACGAACGGCAUGUUUUUAAGUGCGGGAGUAUGUUACGUGAUUUUACUGUUUUUUCUCAGUAUCGACAGACUUAUUGCGAUCCUUCACCCGUUAAAAUAUCGAGCUUUAUACUCCCCUGCCACCUGUCAUCGGUGUAUGCUCGCAACGUGGAUAUUAUGCUUGGUAAUUUUGGUGAUAUUCACAGCUAUACAGAAUCGACAGGUUCAAAUUUACGGCUAUUACGCGACGACGUGCUUCGUUUCAAUAUUACUUAUAUUUAUCGCCAUCACUUACGGCAAAAUAUUUCAGAGCAUACGCAGAAGUAACGUCAAGGUUGCUUCGGAGAAAACAUACAAACGAAAAAGCAAACAGGUCGUGGUGCCGUUCGUCAUUGUUGUCGUUAUGAUGGUGUUUUACGUCGUGCCUAGUUUGGUGUUGUUGUUGUUUCACAGGAAACUGUCGUAUUUAAUACUAGCCGGCACUACUUUGUUAACGACGUCGUUGGGCAUUCUGUUGGAUGGAGUUGUGUACGUGCUGUUUCCUGUUAAGACGAGGAACUACUUGUGCUACAAAUUGAAUCGAUGCAUGGACCUUUUUCACAUUCCAUAAGUAAUGCUAAUCUAUUAAGACGAAUCACUGAAAAUAAAUUGAAUUUUUAAGCAAGAACAUCAGAUAAAGUAUCUAUAUUUUUAUUUUAAUUUUAAGCAAAGUGUAAAAAUAUAAUAUAUAAUAUCACCUUCUUCUUCCAUCACGCUCCCCCCUCUCUUUAUCACACCCCUCUUACUACCUUUCCACGAACUUGUUUUAGGCAACGUUUGUUUAUAAAGGUGACCUGAACGCGUUGGAAUUAACCUGCGCGGCAUAUUUGAAAGCGAUGACGAGGUCCAUUUGCUUUGACUUUAAUUUAUUUUAACAAAAAUUAUUUCCAUCAAAAUUCAGUUGUUGUUUUUUUUCCUAAAUGCAAAACAGAAAGAUUUGUCGUUAUGUUAACCAAAACUGUUAAAUAAUGUUUGCUUUAAUUAUUUAAACUUCUUUUAUGUAACAAACUUUCACAGCUUGGUUCUGUAUUUUAUUUUAUUUUUAAGACAAUAUACGUCAUGUUGUCACAUUAGGUGUUUUUUUAUCAAUCUAUCAACAUACCGACAUACCGGUGAUACAAAUGCUAGCUGGCAAAACUAUCGAUAAACGCUUUUUCGGCCAUCAGACAUAUUUCGUUUAAGUUGAUUAAUUUUUGCGAAGACUUUUUUGCAAAAAAUAAACUUUCGCGAAGAACUUCUUCAAGAAAAAUAUUUUUUACGAAAUUAGCAAGUCCUAAUAUUUCGCGAGAAUUAAAUUUCGCUGGUGAUUUUUCUCUCUAAUUUAUACCGUUUUUUAAGAGCUUUAUAAAAUUCAAACUGCCGGAAGUUAACUUAACUAUUGGAUACAAUGAUUAGAAAUUCAAAAGAAAGAAAAUAGUAGCUAUGAACUAUAAAAAACUUUAAAUUUCGCGAGAAUUAAUUUUCGCGAAUAGCGAGUUUGCUAAUAAUUUUGCCGAAAAUAAUUCUCGCGAAAAUAACAAAAAAUCAGCAAAUCUUAAUUUUCGUGAUAAAUAAUUCCCGCAAAAAUGAAUUCCCUUAUAAGAAAACUUGACAAGUAUGUACCUGAAUGUAAAUCUCUGCCUGCAGAGUACACCUGUAUUAUGCUCAGGUGGUAAGAUUUGUAAUACUUUGAGAAGGUGAAUCACACGCCCGCCGCUGGUCAUAAUAAUAAAAAAAAACCUCGCCUCUGAAAGAUAGUUGUCUUUGUCCGGAGGACUUUUUUGUAGGUAGGAAAUUGGUGAUUGGAUACGUCGAUUGGGCGAACGACAAUUUUUGUGUAUAAAUUAACUAUUAAGUAAAGUCUUGUUCUUACCUCUUUUACUCGACAUAUGUAGAUACAAAAAUUGGAUUUUUUACCGUAAAAGGCUGAAUAAACCCCUAACACCAUUGCUUAAUUUUUUAGGUGUAUAACGGCAGGGUGGGAACAAAUAGAAGGCAGCGUGCGUUAGAAAUUAAAAAUAGGAUCAGAAGUAAAAACAAAAUUAAAAAAUUGGGUAUCUGCGUACCAGUGUUUUUGUGUUUUCACACCUUUUUAAUCAGCACGGCCAAGAAAAUGAUAUUUUAAAACUAGAACCUUGUUCGAACAAAUGCACAUGUUGGAAAAUUAUGCCCUGCGUAUCUUUAAACUGCAGCCGCAAGUCGAAAGAAAAACGUCAAAAGAAGUUAUAAUUUAAAAUGAUUAUUUUAGCUAAAUAUAUAAAAAAAUCACAUUAAAUAAAAACUGUUUUAAUUAUUAGUUAUACAUUUAACACGGAAUUAUAUACACUACUAUCCAUGCAAUGUAAUGUUUUUGUACAAUUUGUUGUAGUAGCUAGUGUACAAUGAUGUACAAUUAUAUACAAGAAGGAUAUAAAUAGUUUACACUUUAGUUUCGAUAAUUCUUAAAUGUACAGAAAACAAAAGAUAUUCGUUUCUUUUGUAAUUGGUUUAAUAGGAAGCUGCUAGUUUCAAAUCAAAUUGAUUUGACCUAAAAGAAAAAAAACAUGUGACAUCAGAUGUCACAAUAUAUUAUACAUCGUGAUUUUAUUUGCACAAAAUCUUGUACGAGAAUAUACAAUUUCGUACAGUUAAUUGUAUACAAUAUAUUGUAGCAGUGGAAACUAUCCUUAAGAAGGAUAUGGCAUCAUUUAACUAAGAUAAACAAAUAAUAAAGAAUUAUAUUUCACUUCUGAAGGCUGUUUCCGUUUGACUAAAUUUUUCGCUUUGCAAAAACUCAUAAGUAUUUUUUUAGCGCAUGCUCGCGUUGACAAAAUUUUAGAUUUGUGUAGUGUACAUGCGGUAAGACAAAUGCUCCUGAGCGUAUGCGAUAUAGCGAAAAAUACAGUCAAAUAAAAAGACCCUAAAAGUGUCAUUAACCUUUUUUUAUCUGUAAGAAGAGUUGCAUUAUUUAUAUAUAUAUAUAUAUAUUUUUUAGUCAGUAAUCCGUGGAUAAAUCCACAGGUUCGUCGUCCUUUAUUAACCGUAUUUCGUGUGUCUGGCUACUGCGGUUACCAUUUUGCAUGACAGACAUUUUACGUUUAUUAUGAUAUAGAUUAUAUGUUAGGUAUUAACAUGCACAAGGAUGAGGUUUUUCUAUCAUUUAACGUAUGAUUUUAUCCAUAUUGUUUAUAUUUUACACAUUUAACCUGCGCACAUGUCUAAAAUACUAAAUAAUUCUAGCAGUACGUUCCUACGCCAUUGAGCUCACUCUGCUCGAAUAUUUUCUGUACGUUCGUUGUAUCAUGGACUUUAAUUCUCCUUGAUAUAAUAUAUACAUGAUGCCAUCCAACAUUACUCCAAUAGUUAGAACCGGCACGUAAAUACCAUUGAGGUAGUAUGCUUUUAAUUUGCAAACAAUAAAAAUGUACACAGUGCUCGGUGCAAUGUAAAAUAUCGUGUAAACGAGGAUGAUUAAUAAUGGUACCCUCAAUGUGUGUUUUACUUCGCUUGACCAUCUGGUGUUCCUUCCCUUUAAACAGGAGAACAUCUUUAUGUAAGAAACCACUACAAAGAAAUAGGUCAACAUAAGUACGGCAAUAAGCAUCAUUCCUGCAACCAUACUCUUCCACUGCGUGUAUGUUGACAGCGUUGCGAUCAGUACCAGUACACUGCACAACCAGGAGAGGUAUAUAGUGUUGCAGCAUUUUCGUGUGGUGUAAAAACAAUGGUACGUCAGCGGCCUGGUAACUGCUAUUAACCUAUCAACGGUUUGAAUAACGAUGGUGAGGAUAUAUUCCAGUUGAAUUGAUAUGAUAGCCGUAUUAGUUCGGUUGUAGUGUAUUGGUAGUUUCCUAUCAGGUUCAUUGCGCGCUGUGAUUGGUAUCUGAUAGGUGUAAACGGUGCGGGGCAGUUGGAUCAAGCAGAAAGUGAUUGACACUACCGAUAGGUUUAAUAGAAUGAGGUGUUGAUUUUUCCAAUGCCGUCGUGUUUUUACGAUGGUGUAAAUGCCAGUCAGAUGAACCAAGAUGGUGUUUGCGUGAAGAAAGAAAGCUAUAGUAUAUAAGAUGUUAUAUAUCAUUUUAAUUUCAAU